UUUAAGCUGGCAACUGUUGCUUAAAAAUGUCAGAAAGUAUAUGUCUUCCGGUCUUUUUAUUCCUCCGUGGCAUGGCGGAUGGUCUAUACCGCCGUAAAUAGUGUUUAUUUGGAGGAAUAGCUUCGCUUAUCAAGCGAAAUGAGUCUAUCAGUCGCCCGACCUCUUGUGUCGGUAUACUCUGAGAAGAGUGAGAAGGUCGCUGAUGCGUCCGUCCCACUCCCAUUCGUGUUCAAGGCGCCCAUCCGCCCGGACCUCGUCAAUGAUGUCCAUGUUUCUAUGUCCAAGAACUCGAGGCAGCCCUACUGCGUAAGCAAGGAGGCUGGUCAUCAAACCAGUGCUGAGUCAUGGGGUACCGGACGUGCCGUCGCUCGUAUCCCCCGUGUUCGUGGUGGUGGUACUCACAGGUCUGGUCAGGGUGCGUUCGGUAACAUGUGCCGUGGUGGACGCAUGUUCGCCCCCACGAAGCCCUGGAGGCGUUGGCAUCGUCGCGUGAACCUAAGACAGCGCCGCGCUGCUGCUGCCGCCGCCGUCGCCGCCGCAGGAGUACCAGCUCUCGUACAGGCUAGAGGCCAUGUGAUCGACAAGAUUCCUGAGCUGCCACUUGUUGUCUCCGACAAGGUGCAGGAAAUCAACAAGACUAAGGAGGCCGUCAUCUUCCUGAGACGCGUCAAGGCCUGGUCUGAUGUCCUCAAAGUAUACAAGUCGCAGCGCCUGCGCGCCGGCAAAGGUAAAAUGCGCAACCGUCGCCGCCUCCAGCGCAAGGGACCACUCAUCGUCUACGGAAAGGACAAAGGUCUGACGAAGGCGUUCCGCAACAUCCCCGGCGUUGAGAUGCUCAGCGUCAACAAACUGAACCUGCUGAAGCUCGCCCCCGGUGGUCACGUCGGACGGUUCAUCAUCUGGACACAGUCCGCUUUCAACAGGCUCGACCCGCUAUUCGGAUCAUGGAAGACACCAUCAAAGGAGAAGAAGAACUUCAACCUGCCCCAGCCCAAGAUGGCCAACACCGACCUCAGCCGCCUGCUCAAAUCUGAGGAGAUCAGGAAGGUGCUGCGCGCGCCCAACAAGCGCGUGGUGCGUGCUACCCGCAAGCUCAACCCUCUCACCAACACACGCGCGAUGCUCCGUCUUAACCCUUACGCUGCUGUGCUGAAGAGGAAAGCCGUCCUCGACCAGGAGAAGACCAACAACAAGAGGGCUUUGGUUUUGGCAGAGAAGAGAGGCAUCAAACUGCCCGCCAGCGAUCGCGCGGUAAAGGCCGAGAAACUUGUCGAGAAGAGAAGGAAAGCACUGAAAUUGGCCGCUGCCAAGAAGCCCAAAAAGCCAGCAGCUAAGAAGACCGCGCCUCCCCCCAAGAAAGUCAAGAAGGAGAAGCCGGCUAAGGCUGCUGCGCCUAAAAAGUGAUCGACAAAAAUAUAUUCCAUCUAAAUA
Molecule: messenger RNA, 1431 nt
Organism: Aricia agestis (brown argus)
Lineage: Eukaryota; Metazoa; Arthropoda; Insecta; Lepidoptera; Lycaenidae
Gene: RpL4
Product: 60S ribosomal protein L4
Exons: 10
Coding region: 139-1404 (421 amino acids)
Biological process (GO): translation
Cellular component (GO): cytosolic large ribosomal subunit; ribosome
Molecular function (GO): structural constituent of ribosome; RNA binding
Source: RefSeq, a predicted model, not a curated record